This is a messenger RNA of Cololabis saira (Pacific saury), 1330 nucleotides long. RefSeq lists its product as uncharacterized. The coding region runs from base 45 to 998 and encodes 317 amino acids. Gene Ontology annotation, cellular component: cytoplasm. The transcript is spliced from 6 exons. The record is from RefSeq and is a predicted model, not a curated record. Lineage: Eukaryota; Metazoa; Chordata; Actinopteri; Beloniformes; Belonidae. Gene Ontology annotation, biological process: estrogen biosynthetic process. Gene Ontology annotation, molecular function: estradiol 17-beta-dehydrogenase [NAD(P)+] activity.
UCCUAUUCUCUGCUGUGCUGCAAGACCAAGACUAAUCAAGCACAAUGAACCAAAAGGUGGUACUGAUCACAGGCUGCUCUUCUGGCAUUGGUCUUGCUCUGGCUAGCCGCAUCGCAAAAGAUGAGAAGAAGCGCUUCAUGGUCUAUGGCACCAUGAGGAACCUGAGCAAGGCAGAACCGCUGAUUGAGGCAGCCGGUCGGACACUGGGCAGAACUUUGGAGAUAAAGCAGCUGGAUGUGUGCAAUGAAGACUCCAUCAAAGCCUGCGUGGAAAGCUUGCCUGAGCGCAGGGUGGACAUUCUCAUAAGUAAUGCUGGGAUGGGUUUAAUCGGACCAAUUGAGUGUCAAUCUAUUGAUGAGAUGAAGACUGUCAUGGACACCAACUUCUUCGGACUUGUGCGAUUACUGAAAGAAAUUCUACCAGACAUGAAGAGGAGGAAGAAAGGCCACAUUGUUGUCAUUAGCAGUGUCAUGGGCAUUCAAGGAAUUUUAUUCAAUGAUGUAUAUGCGGCAUCCAAGUUUGCAGUGGAAGGCUUUUGUGAAAGUUUGGCAGUACAAGCCUUGAGGUUUAAUUUGAACAUCAGUUUGAUAGAGCCAGGUCCAGUAAUAACAGAGUUUGAACGAAAGGUUUAUGAUGAAGGGCUGAAGACUGAUCUCAGAAAAGCUGACAAAGUGACAGCUGACAUGUUUACAAAUAUCUACCUGAAGAAUUACAAACAAAUCUUUGAAACCCUUGGGCAAACUGCUGAGGAUAUCGCAGAGCAUACCCACAAGAUCAUUACCAUGGAAGAUCCCCCUUUCCGUCAUCAGACAAAUACUCUUUACACACCCAUGACCACACUCAAAUAUGCUGACCCCAAUGGUGACCUCCCAAUUGAUACUUUUUACAAAAUGGUGUUUGAACAUGACAAAGUCUUCAGUGCAAGCUUAAACUUUCUCAAACUAUUACGCUGGAGAAGUCGAAAGAGUUUUACUUUGGAAAAAGACAAGAGCAGCUAAGUUUUUAUUUUACAUUAUUCAUUUGGUUGUUUUGAAUGAAUACUGAAACAAAUAAAAUCAUUUUCGUGAAUAAUAGUAAAAAUGUACUUUUUUUAAACCAUAUUUCUGUAAGGUUUUGCCAGAAUGUCAAACCACACUACCACACUUCCAGAUUCAAAAGGCGACCACAACUGUCUUUAGUUAUAGCAACAAUUAGUGAACAGUUUGUAAAAACAUGGUGGAUAAAGCAUUGAAAUAAAGCAAGACUGCUUAAAUGUGCUUUGUGAAAGUAUUCCUUUUGGUCUGAUAUUGACAUAUUGUGUUUGUUAUUAUAUAUGUACACACACAUAUAC